Molecule: messenger RNA, 14728 nt
Organism: Nomascus leucogenys (northern white-cheeked gibbon)
Lineage: Eukaryota; Metazoa; Chordata; Mammalia; Primates; Hylobatidae
Gene: FRY
Product: FRY microtubule binding protein
Exons: 63
Coding region: 2016-11084 (3022 amino acids)
Biological process (GO): cell morphogenesis; neuron projection development
Cellular component (GO): cell cortex; site of polarized growth
Source: RefSeq, a predicted model, not a curated record
GCCCCUUUCAUACAUAGUGUUAUUUCUUGUUUCCAACAACUGUAGGAAGAAGGUAGAACCCCAUUUUACAGAUAAGGAAACAAAGGCUUAGCAAAGUUAAUAGCUUACUUUGGGGCUCAAAGCUAGUAAGGGCUGGUGCCAGGAGUGAACAUGGGGCCCUGCCUUGAGAGCCCGUGCCGUCGUUAAUCUCAGGGCACUGUGCAGCCUACCUGUUCAUUCACUGCCAUCUGAGUCUUGGGCAAGCAUCAAAUGGGCGUAGGUAUGAAAUUUAUUUUCAGAUAUAAUAAUUGUUUCAAGGUAAAACCUUUGGGUCUUAUUUUACCUAGAAUCCGUACAUUCAAAGUACAAGUGAUAAAAUCAGCUCAGCAACUCUAGUAUGUACAUGAAUUAAAAAGAAGUCAAUCUGAUGAGAGAUUUCAUCAGAAUAAAGUGUAUAAGUGGAGUUGGAAAUCUGAGUGAUGGAGUGCUUGCCAUUUGGGUAAGUGUAAUGAGUUUGAAAAACUAAUUAUAUUGAUAAAGUAUCUUAGGGCCUUUCAGAACAUAGUUCUAAAAGUUUUAUUUAGUGUUGAAUUUUAAAAAUUCUUUGUCUUAAAAAUAAAAGUACAUUGUAGUCUUUCCCUCCAUUUUUAAAAUGAACUGUUAAUCUAGGAGGUCCUGUUUGUGUGUUGAUUUGGGGAGUUUGCCCAACAUUUGCUAUGUUAAAUGCUUAUUAACAUGGUUUAUUACUUUUUUUUUGUUUUUUAGAAAACAUUAAUCAUGAAUGUACUGGGACUUGGGAAGGAUCCUGUAGUUUAUGAGAUAGUUGGCCAAAUCCCACCUCCUCCAACAUAACCUGUGAUUAUUAAAAUAUGAUACUCUUAUUUAAUCCCCUGGUCAAGCUAAAUGAUAAUGUGAAACAAAGCUAACCAAAAUCAGGACACCUGAUAUCAAGAAUUCAUGAAAUCAAAAGCCAUUACAGAGCAAGGAAUCUAAUGCUUUUGCUUCUUAUCCUUUUCAUACAAAUAAAAUAAGCUUCACUGGGCUUGGUGAGUCUUAGAAAUGAGAGGUUUGAGAAUAAGAUCCAUUGUGGAGUGUGUGACAUUACAAAAACAAGCCAACUAAGCAGUUUAUACUGUCCCCUUAGAGUGCACACGUUCGGGCUCCGAUGCCCCUUGAAAAGACUGCAUUUCUGGAAGGGAAAAGUAAAAAUGCAGAUUCCACCGUGCGUGUGGAAGGCAGGGAUGAAAAAGCCCAGACAAGCGUCAUCUUGUUGAGUCUCUUUACUGCAACGAGGCUGACGGAUGGGGUUUUUCAAAACGUCGCUGCAACCAGAUGCAGGGCUGCAGCUUUGCUUACCGCAGCGUGCUGCAGUUGUGUUUAUUUCAGGGACAGACACAAGGGGAAGCAGCAGCCAGAGCACACCCGGGCCGCUCACGGGAAGCCUUGCUGAAGAAAGAGGAUCCGCAGAAGCUGGGAAAUUCCUCCCGCAGCCUAGGCGGAGACUGAGCCGCGGCUCAGGUUGAGACAGUGGGGCAGGGGCAGGGGGCGGCGCUCCCGGCCCAUCCCUUAGCCCCGCGGCGGCCGUGUGGGCCGGAGGCUGCCUGCACCGCGUCAGGGAGGCCGGCCCAGAAACCCUCCCUCCCAGAAGAAAGCCGAUCCCAGUUCAGGUGGGGUCUUCCUCGGUUGCGUACCUGGCUGGAGCCAAGCUGGUGGGCGGCCGGCAGCCGGCGUUUCUGGUGAUGACAGCCCCGAAAUGAAAGCAGCGCGGCCGCCGCCUCCGAGGGCUGCAGGGAGAUCAGCGCCCAGCAAAUAAGAAGCAAGUCCUGGACCCGGAGGAGGAGGAGCGGCCGAGCAUCUCUCGCUGCUCCGCGGUGUCCUUUAGAUGAGGACUCCCGGCCGGAGCCGGAGGUGGAUCCGCAGAGCUGCCUCUCGGCGCCUGACCCCGCGCUGACAUCACAACCUGUGACAGGCGCAUCACGCCCGGUACCUGCUCCCGGCCGCUGCCCGUCCUCCCAGCCUCUUUGUAUGCCGCAGACAUGGCCAGCCAGCAGGAUUCGGGCUUCUUUGAGAUCAGUAUCAAAUAUUUACUGAAAUCCUGGAGUAAUACUUCUCCCGUUGGCAACGGUUACAUCAAGCCUCCGGUUCCACCUGCUUCUGGCACGCACAGGGAGAAAGGGCCGCCAACCAUGUUACCCAUCAAUGUGGACCCAGACAGCAAACCAGGAGAAUAUGUCCUCAAAAGUUUAUUUGUCAACUUCACCACUCAGGCCGAACGCAAGAUUCGUAUCAUUAUGGCAGAGCCCCUGGAAAAGCCAUUGACAAAAUCUCUGCAACGUGGAGAAGACCCCCAAUUUGAUCAGGUCAUCAGCUCAAUGAGCUCCCUUUCUGAGUACUGCCUGCCUUCCAUUCUACGUACAUUAUUUGACUGGUAUAAAAGGCAAAAUGGCAUUGAGGAUGAAUCACAUGAAUACAGACCAAGAACAAGCAAUAAAUCAAAAAGCGAUGAACAACAGCGAGAUUAUUUAAUGGAAAGACGGGACCUCGCCAUUGAUUUUAUUUUUUCUUUAGUAUUAAUAGAAGUUUUGAAACAGAUUCCACUUCAUCCUGUAAUAGACAGUUUAAUACAUGAUGUUAUUAACCUGGCUUUCAAGCAUUUUAAAUACAAAGAAGGGUACCUUGGUCCCAAUACUGGCAAUAUGCAUAUUGUGGCAGACCUGUAUGCAGAAGUCAUUGGAGUGUUGGCACAAGCCAAAUUCCCUGCUGUAAAGAAGAAAUUUAUGGCGGAGCUAAAAGAAUUACGGCACAAAGAGCAGAACCCAUAUGUGGUUCAAAGCAUUAUCAGCUUAAUAAUGGGGAUGAAAUUCUUUCGAAUUAAGAUGUAUCCAGUGGAGGAUUUUGAGGCUUCUCUUCAGUUUAUGCAGGAAUGUGCACAUUACUUCCUCGAGGUCAAAGACAAAGAUAUCAAGCACGCCUUGGCUGGGCUUUUUGUUGAAAUCCUUGUUCCAGUCGCUGCUGCUGUUAAAAAUGAAGUAAACGUUCCCUGCCUUAGAAAUUUUGUGGAAAGCCUGUAUGACACCACGCUGGAACUUUCUUCUCGAAAGAAGCAUUCCUUGGCCUUGUACCCCCUGGUGACCUGUUUGCUCUGCGUCAGCCAGAAGCAGCUGUUCCUGAACAGGUGGCACAUUUUCCUCAACAACUGCUUGUCCAACCUUAAAAACAAAGACCCCAAGAUGGCUCGAGUUGCACUGGAAUCUCUCUACAGAUUACUUUGGGUUUAUAUGAUUCGAAUUAAAUGUGAAAGCAACACAGCUACUCAGAGCCGACUUAUAACCAUCAUCACAACACUUUUCCCCAAAGGGUCCCGCGGUGUGGUGCCAAGGGACAUGCCUCUGAACAUCUUUGUGAAAAUCAUCCAGUUCAUUGCCCAGGAACGUUUAGAUUUUGCAAUGAAAGAAAUCAUUUUCGAUUUUCUUUGUGUGGGAAAACCAGCAAAAGCAUUCAGUCUCAACCCAGAGAGAAUGAACAUUGGUUUACGGGCAUUCUUGGUCAUAGCUGAUAGCUUGCAGCAGAAAGACGGGGAACCUCCCAUGCCGGUUACAGGAGCCGUUCUUCCUUCAGGAAACACGUUGAGAGUAAAGAAAACAUAUUUGAGUAAAACGCUAACUGAAGAGGAAGCCAAAAUGAUAGGCAUGUCCUUAUAUUACUCUCAAGUACGAAAAGCUGUAGACAACAUUUUAAGGCACCUUGAUAAAGAAGUAGGAAGGUGUAUGAUGCUGACUAAUGUACAGAUGUUAAACAAAGAACCAGAAGACAUGAUCACGGGUGAGAGAAAGCCAAAAAUAGAUCUUUUCAGGACCUGUGUUGCUGCUAUUCCUCGACUGCUUCCUGAUGGGAUGUCAAAACUUGAACUUAUUGACUUGCUGGCUAGGCUCUCUAUUCAUAUGGAUGAUGAAUUGCGACAUAUUGCACAAAAUUCUCUUCAGGGUUUACUUGUUGACUUCUCAGAUUGGAGAGAAGAUGUACUAUUUGGCUUUACCAACUUCCUGCUCCGGGAAGUAAAUGAUAUGCAUCACACACUCCUUGAUUCGUCCCUGAAGUUGCUGCUGCAGCUGCUCACCCAGUGGAAACUAGUCAUCCAGACACAAGGAAAAGUCUAUGAACAAGCCAACAAAAUCAGAAAUUCAGAGCUCAUUGCAAAUGGCUCCAGUCAUAGAAUUCAGUCGGAACGAGGUCCCCACUGCAGUGUACUCCACGCUGUAGAAGGUUUUGCUCUGGUUUUACUCUGCAGUUUCCAGGUGGCCACACGCAAACUGUCUGUUUUAAUCCUCAAGGAAAUUCGAGCGUUAUUUAUUGCCCUGGGGCAGCCUGAGGAUGACGACAGGCCGAUGAUUGAUGUCAUGGAUCAGCUAAGUUCUUCCAUUCUAGAAAGUUUUAUUCAUGUAGCAGUUUCGGAUUCAGCAACAUUACCACUCACCCACAAUGUGGAUCUGCAGUGGUUGGUGGAAUGGAACGCAGUCCUGGUCAAUAGCCAUUAUGAUGUGAAAAGCCCUUCCCAUGUCUGGAUAUUUGCACAGUCUGUCAAAGACCCCUGGGUCCUCUGCCUCUUCAGCUUCCUCCGGCAGGAGAACUUACCCAAGCACUGCCCCACAGCCCUCAGCUAUGCCUGGCCUUAUGCCUUCACUCGGCUCCAGUCGGUGAUGCCUCUGGUGGACCCAAAUAGCCCAAUUAAUGCCAAGAAAACCAGCACUGCCGGCAGUGGAGACAACUAUGUUACUUUGUGGAGAAAUUACCUAAUUCUUUGUUUUGGAGUUGCAAAACCCAGUAUUAUGAGCCCAGGACACUUAAGAGCUUCCACUCCAGAAAUAAUGGCGACCACACCUGAUGGUACAGUGAGCUACGAUAACAAGGCCAUAGGCACCCCGUCGGUGGGAGUUCUGUUAAAGCAGUUGGUGCCUUUGAUGAGACUAGAGAGCAUUGAGAUCACAGAGUCCUUAGUUUUAGGAUUUGGAAGAACAAAUUCCCUUGUUUUCAGAGAAUUGGUAGAAGAACUUCAUCCAUUAAUGAAAGAAGCUCUGGAAAGAAGACCAGAGAACAAGAAACGCCGAGAACGGCGAGACUUGUUAAGGCUACAACUACUUCGAAUUUUCGAACUUUUGGCUGAUGCUGGUGUAAUAAGUGACAGCACAAAUGGAGCCCUAGAGCGGGAUACUUUAGCCCUGGGAGCUUUGUUCUUAGAAUACGUGGACUUGACCCGCAUGCUCCUAGAAGCUGAAAAUGACAAAGAAGUUGAAAUUCUUAAAGAUAUCCGGGCACAUUUUAGUGCAAUGGUGGCCAACUUGAUUCAGUGUGUUCCAGUUCACCACCGAAGAUUUCUCUUCCCCCAGCAAAGCCUGAGGCACCAUCUUUUCAUCUUAUUCAGCCAGUGGGCAGGACCCUUCAGCAUUAUGUUCACUCCUCUGGAUCGUUACAGUGACAGAAAUCAUCAGAUUACAAGAUAUCAGUAUUGUGCAUUAAAAGCAAUGUCAGCAGUACUGUGCUGUGGCCCUGUCUUUGACAAUGUGGGCCUUUCCCCAGAUGGCUACCUAUAUAAAUGGCUUGACAACAUUCUGGCUUGUCAAGAUUUACGAGUUCAUCAACUUGGCUGCGAAGUUGUUGUCUUGCUACUGGAACUUAAUCCUGACCAAAUAAAUCUUUUUAAUUGGGCAAUUGACCGAUGCUACACAGGUUCCUACCAACUUGCAUCUGGCUGCUUCAAAGCCAUAGCAACUGUGUGUGGAAGCAGGAACUAUCCCUUCGACAUAGUGACAUUGUUAAACCUUGUUCUAUUCAAGGCCUCUGACACCAACAGAGAGAUUUAUGAAAUCUCCAUGCAGCUCAUGCAGAUCCUUGAAGCAAAGCUUUUUGUAUACUCAAAGAAAGUCGCUGAGCAAAGACCGGGAAGUAUUCUCUAUGGAACACACGGCCCGCUGCCACCCCUCUACAGCGUGUCACUCGCCCUCUUGUCAUGUGAGCUGGCCAGGAUGUACCCUGAGCUCACACUCCCCCUCUUCUCAGAGGUAAGCCAGCGAUUCCCCACAACACACCCCAACGGGCGCCAGAUCAUGCUUACCUACCUGCUGCCCUGGCUGCACAACAUCGAGCUGGUGGACAGCAGGCUCCUCCUCCCGGGGUCGAGCCCCAGCAGCCCAGAGGACGAAGUCAAGGACCGGGAAGGUGACGUGACUGCUUCUCACGGGCUGAGAGGAAAUGGCUGGGGCUCUCCAGAAGCCACAUCACUGGUCCUGAACAACCUCAUGUACAUGACGGCCAAGUAUGGAGAUGAAGUUCCUGGGCCAGAAAUGGAAAAUGCUUGGAAUGCUUUAGCCAACAAUGAGAAAUGGAGCAACAACCUGAGGAUCACCUUGCAGUUCCUGAUUAGCCUCUGUGGGGUCAGCAGUGACACAGUUCUCCUACCCUAUAUUAAAAAAGUGGCAAUAUACUUGUGCCGUAACAACACCAUUCAAACCAUGGAAGAGCUUCUCUUUGAGCUGCAGCAGACAGAGCCUGUGAACCCCAUCGUCCAGCAUUGCGACAACCCGCCCUUCUACCGCUUCACGGCCAGCAGCAAGGCCUCCGCAGCAGCCUCAGGAACCACCUCUAGCAGCAAUACAGUGGUUGCUGGCCAGGACAAUUUCCCAGAUGCUGAGGAGAACAAGAUAUUGAAAGAAUCUGAUGAAAGGUUUAGUAAUGUCAUCAGAGCCCACACUCGCCUCGAGUCAAGAUACAGCAAUAGCUCUGGAGGAUCCUAUGAUGAAGAUAAAAAUGAUCCAAUUUCUCCCUACACGGGCUGGUUGCUGACUAUUACAGAGACCAAGCAGCCGCAGCCCUUACCGAUGCCUUGUACUGGAGGAUGCUGGGCCCCCCUGGUUGACUAUCUCCCGGAGACCAUCACUCCCCGGGGGCCACUCCACAGGUGCAAUAUUGCUGUAAUUUUUAUGACUGAAAUGGUGGUGGAUCACAGUGUACGAGAAGAUUGGGCGCUUCAUCUACCAUUAUUACUUCAUGCUGUCUUCUUAGGUUUAGACCACUACCGGCCUGAAGUCUUUGAACACAGCAAAAAACUGCUUCUUCACCUCUUGAUUGCCCUCUCUUGCAACAGCAAUUUCCAUUCCAUUGCUUCCGUGCUCCUGCAGACCCGAGAGAUGGGUGAAGCUAAGACUCUAACCGUGCAGCCAGCCUACCAACCUGAAUAUCUCUAUACAGGUGGCUUUGACUUCCUGAGAGAGGACCAGUCGUCCCCAGUGCCCGACUCAGGGCUUAGCUCAAGCUCCACCUCCUCCAGCAUCAGUCUGGGAGGCAGCAGUGGAAACCUCCCACAGAUGACCCAGGAGGUAGAAGAUGUGGACACAGCUGCUGAAACAGACGAGAAGGCAAACAAGCUCAUUGAGUUUCUGACGACCAGGGCAUUUGGUCCACUUUGGUGCCAUGAAGACAUCACACCUAAAAAUCAAAAUUCAAAGAGUGCUGAACAGCUCACUAAUUUUCUACGUCACGUUGUAUCUGUAUUUAAAGAUUCCAAAUCAGGCUUCCAUCUGGAGCACCAGCUGAGUGAAGUUGCAUUGCAGACAGCACUCGCAAGCUCUUCAAGGCACUAUGCUGGUCGUUCCUUCCAGAUAUUCCGGGCCCUCAAGCAACCUCUGUCAGCACAUGCCUUAUCUGACCUUCUCUCAAGAUUGGUGGAGGUGAUAGGAGAACAUGGAGAUGAGAUUCAGGGUUAUGUAAUGGAAGCGCUCCUAACCUUGGAGGCGGCUGUGGAUAACUUGUCUGACUGCUUGAAGAACAGUGACCUCCUAACUGUAUUGUCCCGCUCUUCCUCACCAGAUUUAAGCUCCAGCAGUAAACUAACAGCAAGCAGAAAGAGCACAGGACAACUAAAUGUGAACCCUGGAACCACCAGCGGCAACACCACGACUGCAGAACGGAGCCGGCAUCAACGAAGCUUCUCUGUGCCCAAGAAGUUUGGUGUCAUCGACCGAUCCUCUGACCCACCUCGAAGUGCCACACUGGACAGAAUUCAGGCUUGUACCCAACAAGGCCUCUCCUCAAAAACCAGAAGCUCAUCCUCCUUGAAGGACAGUCUCACGGACCCAUCCCACAUAAACCAUCCCACCAACCUACUGGCCACCAUCUUCUGGGUCACAGUGGCCUUGAUGGAGUCUGAUUUUGAGUUUGAAUACUUAAUGGCCUUAAGGCUGUUGAGCAGACUACUGGCACAUAUGCCACUUGACAAGGCUGAGAACCGAGAAAAGCUUGAGAAACUCCAGGCGCAGCUCAAGUGGGCCGACUUCUCCGGGCUGCAGCAGCUGCUGCUGAAAGGAUUCACAUCCCUCACCACCACAGACCUGACCCUGCAGCUCUUCAGUCUGCUGACACCAGUGUCCAAAAUAUCCAUGGUGGAUGCAUCCCACGCUAUUGGGUUUCCACUGAAUGUCUUGUGUCUCCUGCCCCAGCUGAUUCAGCAUUUUGAAAAUCCCAAUCAGUUCUGUAAGGAUGUAGCCGAAAGGAUUGCUCAGGUUUGUUUAGAAGAGAAGAACCCCAAACUUUCAAAUCUUGCGCAUGUCAUGACUCUUUAUAAAACACACAGCUACACGAGGGACUGCGCCACGUGGGUCAAUGUGGUCUGUCGAUACCUUCAUGAAGCAUAUGCCGACAUUACCUUGAAUAUGGUUACCUACCUGGCAGAGCUGCUGGAGAAGGGCCUCCCUAGCGUGCAGCAGCCCCUGCUCCAGGUGAUCUACAGUCUGCUCAGCUACAUGGACCUUUCUGUCGUUCCUGUCAAACAGUUCAAUGUGGAAGUUCUGAAGACGAUUGAAAAAUAUGUGCAAAGUGUUCACUGGAGAGAAGCUCUGAAUAUCUUGAAGCUGGUAGUUUCUCGGUCAGCCAGCCUUGUUUUACCUUCAUACCAGCACAGUGACCUCUCAAAAAUAGAAAUACAUCGAGUGUGGACGAGCGCUUCCAAGGAAUUACCUGGGAAAACCCUGGACUUCCACUUCGAUAUUUCGGAGACUCCAAUCAUCGGGAGGCGGUAUGAUGAGCUGCAGAAUUCUUCUGGGCGUGAUGGGAAGCCCAGGGCCAUGGCCGUCACCCGGAGUACAUCUUCCACUUCCUCAGGCUCCAACUCCAACGUCCUUGUUCCUGUGAGCUGGAAAAGGCCCCAGUAUUCUCAGAAGAGAACAAAAGAGAAGUUGGUGCAUGUCCUUUCUCUGUGUGGCCAAGAAGUAGGACUGAGCAAAAAUCCAUCAGUGAUUUUUUCAUCGUGUGGGGAUCUGGAUCUGCUUGAGCACCAGACAAGCUUGGUAUCUUCUGAGGACGGCGCCCGAGAGCAGGAGAACAUGGAUGACACCAACAGCGAGCAGCAGUUUAGAGUCUUCAGGGACUUCGACUUCCUAGAUGUGGAGCUGGAGGAUGGAGAGGAACUUCAGGGUGAGAGUAUGGACAAUUUCAACUGGGGAGUGCGCAGACGUUCUCUGGACAGCCUGGAUAAGUGUGAUAUGCAGAUUCUGGAGGAGCGCCAACUGUCAGGAAGCACUCCCAGCCUGAAUAAAAUGCACCAUGAGGAUUCCGAUGAAUCAUCCGAGGAGGAGGACCUCACAGCCAGCCAGAUCCUGGAGCACUCAGACCUAAUCAUGGCUCUCUCCCCCUCUGAAGAGACAAAUCCCAUGGAGCUGCUCACCACAGCCUGUGACUCGACCCCUGCAGAACCUCAUUCCUUUAACACCAGAAUGUCCAGCUUUGAUGCUUCCUUGCCUGAUAUGAAUAAUCUGCAGAUUUCUGAGGGUUCAAAGGCUGAAGCUGUUCGUGAGGAGGAGGACACCACUGUGCAUGAGGAUGAUCUUUCUAGUUCCAUCAAUGAACUCCCAGCAGCUUUUGAAUGCAGCGACAGCUUUAGCCUGGACAUGACUGAGGGGGAAGAAAAAGGCAAUCAGGCACUGGACCAGUUUACCCUGGCGAGCUUUGGAGAAGGUGACAGGGGAGUCUCUCCCCCUCCCUCGCCCUUCUUCUCAGCCAUCCUUGCCGCCUUUCAGCCCACAGCCUGUGACGAUGCUGAGGAGGCCUGGCGCAGCCACAUCAACCAGCUUAUGUGCGACUCAGACGGCUCCUGUGCUGUGUAUACAUUUCAUGUGUUCUCCUCCUUGUUUAAGAAUAUUCAGAAAAGGUUCUGCUUCCUAACCUGUGAUGCAGCCAGUUACCUUGGAGAUAACCUCCGGGGAAUCGGAUCCAAAUUUGUCAGCUCUUCCCAGAUGCUCACCUCCUGCUCUGAAUGUCCUACACUUUUUGUGGAUGCCGAGACUCUCCUUUCAUGUGGACUUCUGGACAAGCUCAAGUUCAGUGUGUUAGAACUGCAAGAAUAUUUGGAUACCUACAACAACAGGAAAGAGGCCACACUCUCAUGGCUUGCAAAUUGUAAGGCAACAUUUGCAGGAGGAUCAAGAGAUGGAGUAAUUACCUGUCAGCCAGGGGACUCCGAAGAAAAGCAAAUGGAAUCUCUUGCACAAUUGGAACUAUGUCAGAGAUUAUAUAAGCUACACUUCCAGCUGCUAUUGCUUUUUCAGUCCUACUGUAAGCUCAUCGGCCAGGUGCACGAAGUUAGCUCCAUGCCAGAGCUGCUGAAUAUGUCCAGGGAACUGAGUGACCUAAAGAAACACCUGAAGGAAGCCAGUGCAGUCAUUGCAGCUGACCCUCUCUAUUCAGACGGCGCGUGGGCCGAGCCGACCUUCACGUCCACUGAAGCGGCCAUCCAGUCCAUGCUGGAGUGCCUGAAGAACAACGAACUCGGCAAAGCUUUGCGGCAGAUCAGGGAGUGCAGAAGUCUGUGGCCCAAUGACAUCUUUGGAAGCAGUUCUGAUGAUGAGGUCCAGACACUACUGAAUAUUUAUUUCCGUCACCAAACUCUGGGACAGACGGGUACUUAUGCCCUGGUGGGGUCUAACCAGAGCCUGACCGAGAUCUGCACCAAGCUGAUGGAGCUGAACAUGGAGAUCCGGGACAUGAUCCGCAGGGCCCAGAGUUACCGAGUCCUCACUACCUUCCUUCCAGACUCCAGUGUUUCUGGCACUAGUCUCUGACAGGAGCCUCCUGUCCCCACUGGGUUCCAAACUGGCAGUGCUGCCAUGCUGGGGCAACGUCAUUCAGUGUCUUCUCGGCCUUCAAAAGGCUUGGACAGACUGUUCUCCCUCUUGUUACCUGUAGGGCUUCUUCUAAAGAGGAUGGCAGAACUUCCAACGUGUAGCAAUACUAUAAGAACCAAGGUAGCUUAGAACGUCCUGGACAGACUCCACUCGUCAUGCUGUGUGGCACAAAUGUGUUACAUUUGACCGAGCAUAUGCAACUCACUACUGAAGAAGUGACUUCCGUUGCAUACCAAAGCCAACUACACUGAACAGUACCUUCCUUUCUAGAAACAAUUUUAGAUUGGCAAAAGUGCAAUGUUUUCUUCACUCAAAAAAUUUUAUAUUCUCAAACAUGUACAUUCUUUCCCUGUCUUGUUCCAUUUUCUUUUUCCUUUCUUUCGUGGGCUGAGAAAGGGGCAGGCAAAAUGAAGCUGGCCACUGAAAACUGUAAGAUGGUCAAAAGCUGACAGCCUGUGUGUGUGAAAAGGGAAUUGUAAAUGGACUGCAAUGUAAUGUACACUGUAAUUUGAAUACAAUUACUGUAUCUAAAAGGAGCUGCUAUGAAGUACCUUUCUUAAGUUGCUAGGCUACUGUUUCUGAAAGCCCUGGAUCUCUUUGCACCAAAAAUGGUCCAGAUAGACUCUUUUUAAGGAUCUUGGCUGCUUUUUACUAGAAGGUUGCUUUUAUGAGCAUAUUUAUACUGCUGAAGGAUGAGUGUUAAUUUUAAUUAACUUUGCCAUUUUCUAGAGAAAACUUUCACAAUAUAAAUUCCAAGUCUUUUCACCUGUCAGGCAUGCAUAUUUUAGUAUCUGUUUGGAUAGUCAGAAGUAGAAUCAUAAAGGUAAAAUAUGAGUUGUUACUUUGUCUCUUCAAUGUCAUAUUUUAUGUUUAAUAUAUAUGUAAAGGGCCAUUCUUAAGUUCUCUCCUUAAACUUAAUGCUGUCAAGUGUUAGAUGUGUGCAUGCGAACUUGUUGCACAGCAGAAACAUAUUCAGAGUUUAUCUAUGUAACUUAUUCACUCUGUAAAUACAUUUAAAGUUUUUGUGAUGUAAGCUUAAUUGAUAUUCUGUUCAGAACUUUCUUUAGACUAAAAAAAAAAAAAAGACAAAAUACAUGUUGACCAUGGACUUUAUUUCUGGUUAAUGAAAAUGUUUGUCCUGGGCACACAUGAAGUUUUGCAUGUGGGUUGCCAAAGUAAUAACCCCAAGGGGCACCCCUCACAUGUAUGCUCUGAAUGGCACUCAUGGGGGUUAUGCUAUGCAUGGCCCUGUGAAGCUGGAGGUAAGUAUUAUCUCUUUGGAAGUUGGCAUCAAAACUGUGAGCUUCAACCAAUUCUCUGUAAUCAACCAAAGAGAAAAAUCAGAAAAAAGUGAGAGCUCUAAUUCUCCAUAACCUAUAAUUAGGUUGUCAUCCUUCAAAUUUGGAAAUUCAUUCUAUAGUGAGCAGGAAAAAGUAGUAGAGUUGUAAUUCUGUCACCAACACCUAUCCCCUAUCUACCCCACUAGGAAAACAGGGACACAGGGAGAAACAUGUAACAAUCUCAUUUAUGCUGUCUUCCUACUCAUAUUUUACAUGGACCAACAAAUAUAACUUGCUUUACUAGCAUAUGGCUACUGAAUCAUUGGCAGUAAUAUUCUAGGAGUAUUCUACAGAAGAGAGCCUAACCUAGGAUUUUUUUUAAUGUUGCCACAGAUGCAACUACUAGAUUUCAAUAAUUUUCUGGACUGCUGAAAACAUAUUUUUCUGAUGAUUUAUUUUUUCAACUUGCCUGAAAGAUGAUUUGCUAUGAUUCGUAGAAACAACUGAAUCAUGAUCUCUCUGAAAAAUAUCAUAAAAUAAGGUUUCUGUGGGUAACCGCAGUAGACAACUUCCAGAGAGUUGUGUUGGGAGCCACAGUAGAAAGAACAGAUUUGUCAUGAACUGAGUUUUCUACCAUGCCUUCUACCCAGCAGAGAACCACCGUGAUGGUUUACUCUUAAAAAGGGAAGAAAAAAAAGAGAAUUUCAACAGUACAUUGCAAUCCAAGAUAUUAACAUAGGAAGCAGUGGUUUGUGUUUUUCUCAAUUUUAUUUUUAAAAGGAGAUAUAUUAAUGUGAAAGAUUUCUUCUACUUUCCUCUAUCUCUUCAUCUCCUCUACUUUAAGUGGAGAUGGGAAAAAUUGUGUAGGAUGCAGCCCCACGCCAGCAGAGCCCAGCAAUAACUUUAGAUCUACCAGUCAAAUCUUGUCGGCUAUUGCUCUGUGCCUCUGUUACAGAAGCAUUAAUGUUAAUUGCCUUCCCCAGGGAUACAAAGAAGUAGAAGUACCAAAGGAAAGGGUAGAUAUUUAACAGAUGCCUCAGUGAUAAGAAAGAUGCCUCCUCGUGUCUCACUGUUUUCUAGCACUGAAACAUGAUACACUUUGUAUCCACCUGCAGAAUAAAGCAAUCCAGACAGGUGCUCUGUAACUUAGACAUCACUUGAUUAAAAUUAUAGUCUCCAAAUAUAGUGUUUUAGAAAAGACACUGCACAUUUUUAGAGGCACGUGAAUGUCAUUCCCACCUCUAACCCAUCUAAUGUUGGUGAGAUGUUAAGAAAAUGUGCCGAUGUUGCUGUGAAAUAAAGAUGCCUGUAAUCGUAGGCAUCACACACAUGCAUGAACAUCCAGAGUUAGGUCUCAAGGCUCUUCUGGUUCUAAGUCCUAACAAACAAUGAUCUUUUCAGUGAACUGUAGAAUUCUGGAAAGAAUAAGGGUACCUCCAGGCUGCUUACAUCAAUAGCUUACACGUGCUUCCUGAUGCCUGCCUUAACAACAAAAAAUUAGUGUCCAUGGGUGAGUAUUAGGGUGUGUUCAUUGUAUCUCAAUGAAACUAGUUUUUAAAGUUUUCAGUGCAUUUGUUUUAGAUCAAUUAAUAUUUGAAUACCUAUCAUGACCCAGGAUAUUUCUUUGUUCAGCAAAUAUUUAUUGCAUGCCCACUCUGGGCUAGGCACUGUUUUAGAGAACACCGCAGCUAUCAAAGCAGAUGUGGUCCCUGUUCCCAUGAGGCUCCUACAUUUGAGUGGAGGAAGAUGUACUUGUCUACGUUGGGUUAUGAUUAGUGCCAUGAACAACAAAACGGAUACAGUGAGUAAUGCGGACGGGGCUAUCUUAGCUAUCACUCUAAUAAGGUGAUAUCUGAGGAGAGAUCUGAAUGAAGUGAGGAUACAAUGGAUAACCAAGGAAAAGAGCAUUCCAGCAAAGGAAAAAACACAUGCAGAGACCUGGAAGGAGAAGGAGGGUCACUUUGUAAAAGGGACAGCAAGGAAGCCAAUGACCGGGUGAAAUGAGUCAAGAGAGCGUUCAGAGAGGACAGCCAAAAGCUCUGUGGGCCACAGCAGCACUUUGUCCCUUGCCGAGCAAGAUGGGAAGCCACCGAAUGUUUGCGGGCAGGGUAGUGACAUGCUGUGACUUAUGUUUAAAAGGAUUACUCCGUUUGGGAUGAUGAAGAAAAGCUCUAUAACAAAAGUUCCGUUGUGGUUAUACAGCAUUGUGAAUGUACUUAAUGCCAAUGAAUUGUGUACUUUAAAAUGGUAAAUUUUAUGUUAUAUAUGUUUUACCACAAUAAAAAUAAUUUUUUUAAAGGA